Thalassophryne amazonica is the source of this 669-nucleotide messenger RNA. Its product is annotated as homeobox protein vent1-like. Gene Ontology annotation, biological process: neuron differentiation; central nervous system development. Gene Ontology annotation, molecular function: DNA binding. The record is from RefSeq and is a predicted model, not a curated record. Bases 1 to 669 code for a protein of 222 amino acids. Lineage: Eukaryota; Metazoa; Chordata; Actinopteri; Batrachoidiformes; Batrachoididae. The transcript is spliced from 3 exons.
AUGGUGAAGUACUUUUCUGUGGACUGGCUGGCUCAGAGCCAUCACAGCACCGCUAACACAGAGGCGCACGGCGACGGCGUGGGCGCUGCGCCAAAUAACAGGCGCCACAUCCCCUGCAUGGUGCCUCCGCGCCCGCCGGCCUUCGGUGAAGGUCACCUGCAUCCAAAGCAGCGGAAGACAAAGGCCGAACUGGAUGUGGAGGGACCGAGUUUACCCACGCAUCCACAAAGCUGCGCAUCACCAAAUUCCGAAACCGGCGGGUAUUCCUCUGGGUACGACAGCGAGGCGGCGGGUCACUGCGCCGAAGAAGCGGAGAGGGACGACGCGCAGCGCCGCGUGCGCACCAAGUUCACCCCCGAGCAGAUCAGCAAGCUGGAGCAGAUCUUCAACAAGCACAAGUACGUGGACGCGCGGGAGAGAGUGAAGACUGCACAGAGGCUCAAUCUCACCGAGACUCAGGUUCGAACCUGGUUUCAGAACAGGAGGAUGAAGCUGAAACGAGAGAUGCAGGACUACUUCGCUCCCCAGGUCCCACCGAUGAUGUAUCGGGCUCUUCCACGGUUUCAGUACCUCAGUGCGGCCGGGCACCAGUCACCUUUUUACCCCGUGCCCGUGCAGCAUGUGGUCCUCCAUCCGAACCUCAUGACCCACAACUCACAUGUCUACUGA